Molecule: messenger RNA, 1047 nt
Organism: Fusarium falciforme
Lineage: Eukaryota; Fungi; Ascomycota; Sordariomycetes; Hypocreales; Nectriaceae
Exons: 10
Coding region: 1-1047 (348 amino acids)
Molecular function (GO): methyltransferase activity
Source: RefSeq, a predicted model, not a curated record
AUGCCUGCGCCACCAUCGCCAGAGCGUCAACAAGGGAGCCCCAACUCCCAAGGAGGCAGCGAGCACCAUGUUGAGCCAACCAUAGAGAUAGAGAAUGCCAUUGCCGCCGACAACGACUCAACCCUGGGCGAGGAGCCUGACCGGUCCUACGUGUCCCUCUCGUCGAGCAUCAUGGCAUAUCGAGAAGAAAACGGCCGACGUUAUCAUGCUCUCAGUAGCGGCAAAUACGUACUUCCCAACGACGACGCAGAAAACGACAGACUCGACCUCCAGCACGAGCUCUACGUCCGCACCCUACACGGAGAGCUCGCACUCUGUCCAAAGGCUAGAGACGCGAAACGAGUUCUAGACAUAGGCACCGGCACUGGAUCAUGGGCCAUUGACUACGCGGAUGCGAAUCCCGAAGCUGAGGUGAUUGGUGUUGAUCUGAGCCCGAUUCAGCCAUCGUUUGUUCCCCCAAAUCUUAUCUUCGAGAUCGACGACCUCGAAAAGGAGUGGACCUGGACUAAAAAGUUCGAUUUCAUUUUUGCUCGAAUGAUGCUCGGCUGCUUCCAGGAUUUCCCACAAAUCAUCAAGGUAGCAUUCGACAACCUCGAGCCGGGCGGCUACCUCGAGCUCCAAGACAUGAGCCUCCCUGCCCGUUCCGACGACGACACCCUACACCCCGACAGCUACCUCUCCCAGUGGUGCAAGUUCUGUUUUGAAGCUGGCCAGAAUCUCGGACGCCCCGUAUUCCCCACCACCGAGUACAAGAACUACCUCGCAGCCGCCGGCUUUGAAGAUAUUGUUGAGGUGCAACGCAAAUGGCCAACAAACGCCUGGCCUCGUGAUAAACAUUUCAAAGAGUUGGGUAACUGGACGCGUGCCAACAUUGCUGGUGGACUUGACGGUCUUUCUCUCGCCUACUUCACACGCGGCCUUGGUUGGUCGCCUGAGGAGACACGUGUGUUUUGUGCACAUACCCGGAAGGACAUGGAGAAUCCCAAAAUACAUGCUUACUGGCCGAUAUAUUUUGUCUAUGGGAGGAAACCCUUGGCUGCUGGGUGA